Molecule: messenger RNA, 1035 nt
Organism: Morchella importuna
Lineage: Eukaryota; Fungi; Ascomycota; Pezizomycetes; Pezizales; Morchellaceae
Exons: 2
Coding region: 1-1035 (344 amino acids)
Cellular component (GO): membrane
Source: RefSeq, a predicted model, not a curated record
AUGUCCGCAUUACCCCAGAUAUCCCAUCUCGAGGAAAUCACUUCCUACAGCCACACCAUUGCGCCCUACCUACACCAGCUCUCCCUCGCCCAUGUCCUCCCACUUCUACGCCGUGAAGUGUCGCCGACAGAAUGGUAUCUGUCCACGAACCCGCUCAUCUCGGGGGUGACCUUCGCACUGUUUAUAGCUAGCGUGGUUCUGGUCGCAAGUGAGCUUAACAGAAACUACUCCCAGAUCGAUAGGCUGUGGAGUCUGUUGCCCGCGAUCUAUAUCGGCCACUUUGCCCUGUAUGCACGCCUGUCCGGAUUGAACACCGAGCGACUAGAUACACUACUCAUGUUUGGGUGCCUAUGGGGUGCGCGGUUGACAUUCAACUACUGGCGCAAGGGCGGAUAUAAUAUGGGCUCUGAGGACUACCGGUGGAAUACCGUCAAAGCGAACAUCCCCCCUAUCGCCUUCUUUGCACUCAAUGUGAUUUUCAUCUCGUUCUACCAGUCAUUCCUCCUCCUCUCCGUCGCCGCCCCCUCAUACGUCAUCCUUCUAUCCUCUUUCCUACCCGAGGCUGUUCUCCCACACUGGGCCAUGCCGGAUCUUCUAUUCUCGCGCGGUCUCCUCCUUGCGCUCAUCGCCGAGACCUUCGCCGACCAGCAGCAAUGGGCUUUCCAGACCGCCAAGGCGUCCUAUCGCGCUACUGGCGUGGUCCCUCCCAAGUUCGAAAAGGAGGAUCUGGACCGCGGAUUUGUAGUCACAGGGCUGUGGUCGUUUAGUCGGCACCCGAACUUCGCGGCCGAGCAGAUGGUCUGGGUGGGUGUGUAUCUAUGGAGCUGCUGGGUCGGUGAUGUGAUGUGGUAUUGGGGCGCUAUUGGGGCUGCCAACUACUGCCUGCUCUUCCAGGCAAGUACUUUACUUACGGAGUGGAUCACAGCGGGGAAGUAUAAGGAGUACAAGGAGUACCAGAUGAGGGUCAACAAGUUCUUGCCCGGGUGGAGAACACUGAUCGGUGGUGAUGAGCUCAAGGGCAAUAAAGAGCUAUAA